This is a messenger RNA of Carcharodon carcharias (great white shark), 1076 nucleotides long. Its product is annotated as CD83 antigen-like. Lineage: Eukaryota; Metazoa; Chordata; Chondrichthyes; Lamniformes; Lamnidae. The transcript is spliced from 5 exons. The coding region runs from base 63 to 611 and encodes 182 amino acids. The record is from RefSeq and is a predicted model, not a curated record.
CUUUUUAACUGGUGAACACACCCCACUUAGUAUUUGCUCGCUGUGUGAACUGAGUGCUGAACAUGGAGUUUCUGCCCAGCUGUAAACUGGAGCGAUCGAUAUUUCUGAUAUUACAGUCAGCAGGGCUGCUCUUUCUGGAUGUAGAAGCUGUGACAGAAGUUUUUAUAAGGUUGGGUGAAAUUGCAAAGCUGCCCUGUGAUGCUCCUUGCGUACCUAAAGUUCAGUACCGAGCUAUCAGCUGGUACAAGGUAGCUGAUGAUGGGUUCGGCUUAUCAGGAAUUGUACGAAGGGAUUUGAAAGAGAACAUUUCCUGGAAGUACCUGGGUUUCAAUGGAUCGGUUGAGGUAGCUUCUGCCAGUCCCUAUUCCUUGACUAUUCACAAUGUCUCCACUGAGGAUUUGGGAAGAUACCAUUGUUCCAUGUGGGCACCGCUUGGAGAGCAAAACAAGCAGGGAGAUGUGAGACUGCACAAAAUAGAUGAAUCCAACCAGUCUGACAGGAUAACCUGGAUUAUGCUGACGUUCAUUGCAGUAACAAUAUGCAUGCUUCUCAUUCUGUGCAUGCAUCUUGUGUACAGGAAACAUUCCAGAGCAAUGGAAACCUGUGCAUGACAAAUGAGGAAGAACAUGAAGAGCUACUCACAACCAUUUGGGGACAAAAUACAUGUUUAUACAUGUAUUUAAUGCUGAAGCACCGAUCGAUUGCAAUAUUGACAUGAGGCCUGAAGCCUAGUGCAAGUUCGGGUGUGGGCUACACUAAGUAGCAUUCAUAGAUCAGAAGUGCACAGAUUGAUGGGAUGAAAGGAUUUCUCACUCUGCCCACUCGGAAAGUUUGAAGUGAAAUGAAGUUGGACAGUUUCAACAUAGCUGCUAAUGGAUCCACAAUAUAACCAAUUUUCAACUUCUGUAGCGCACUAGGGAUGCCAAUGGAAAAUUGUGUAUUGCCAGGCCAUGAUCUUCCAACAUUUGAAGGGGAUACAGGACUCCCUACUCUGUGCUGGGAAGUGGAAAAUCUGGGCCAACAUACCCCUGAAUUAGCAAUCUCACUCAUGCAGUAAAUACCACAGAUUAGCUCAU